AUGGACUAAUAGUAAACGAGCCUAUAUUUAGGUGAAACUUGCUUAAUUCAAUUAAAUAAAAUUUUUCCUGAUAUACCAAAUUACAAUUAGUUAAGGCCUAUUGUUGUAAUGAGUCCUCUUUUCAAAUUCCUCGAGCAAAGAUUAGCAAAUCUGAGUCUAUAAGAUUAUACAUAGAUACAGAUUUAAGUAAGCAGGUUUUUGUCCAGGUAAAUGAAAAUAAGUAAAAAUAUACAAAUUAUUGAAUAUUAGGAGCAAAGAAGAGUGAAAAAUUCAAUAUUGUAUUUAUUGAUUUUUCAAAUGGCGACAACACUGUAAAAAGACCAAAACUAUGCGAAAUCUUUAAAGAUAAAAGAAUACUAAACAGAUUGAAGUUGAUUUUAUGAUA
Messenger RNA from Paramecium pentaurelia, 385 nucleotides. Lineage: Eukaryota; Ciliophora; Oligohymenophorea; Peniculida; Parameciidae. The record is from the annotation of a GenBank genome assembly.